Messenger RNA from Dichomitus squalens LYAD-421 SS1, 2487 nucleotides. RefSeq lists its product as uncharacterized. The transcript is spliced from 6 exons. The record is from RefSeq and is a predicted model, not a curated record. The annotation marks the transcript as partial. Lineage: Eukaryota; Fungi; Basidiomycota; Agaricomycetes; Polyporales; Polyporaceae.
CGGAAGGACACCUACUUCCGAUGGGUACUGGAGGACUUUGCGAAGCACGGGGUGACCUGGGGAGACUUUAUUCAGUGGAUUGCACAGCCGUCCUCACAGUGCCGUAAUGAUCUAUGGAAUGGGUUUUUCAUCAACAGGGUACAAGUACGCGAGGUUCUCGAUCUAUGGACAACGAAAAACUCGGAAUCCGCAAAGACUACCAUUCGCCAAUGGGCUCUGACGUACCUUGGAGACCUGCUGGGGCAAGAGGCGAGUCGCACGACCAAGGAUGGUGUUCUCCUCACCCCGCGAAUGUCCAUCUCCGAGUCCUUCGUACUCGACUUUAACCUGCGCGCCAUCCACUCGCGCUUGUUUGAUGUCUGUCCAGCGAUGACCACCCUCAUGCGCAAAUUCUGCACCACCUCCCGCCACGCCCGACUCGAAGUUAAGAACCACAAAACUCCCCAGGAGGAAGCGAUAAGAGUUGGCACAGCCCUGGUAGAUCUCCUGGGGCAAAGGAGCCAGAACAACUCGUAUGUCUGCUAUAUUAUGGGGCUAUACUUGUACGCGACCGGGGCAUCGCGACAGACCCUCUCCUUGCUCUCCAGUCUGAAUGUGGCGACUAGCUACUCAGCCCUUGUAGGCAGCGGGUCCACAAAGGAGAUGGUAGACACUCACCACAGAGGGACGUCUAUCGCGCUCAGCCUCCAGCGCGCCUUUCACCGAGGCGCAGGACUCCUCCGCAAACUCUCCACAUCAUGUCGUGCCUCAGCUGCGACUCGCGCGCACACAGCUCCUUUUGGACUUGUGUAUGAUAAUAUAAAUUUCAUGUUCAAGGUAGCCGAGCAAAUCCUCGGGCGCAAAGACUCGCAGGAAAACGGUACCUGCGCCACCAUAUUCGCUUUGCAGCAGGCCUCCCUCUCGGACAUGAAGGCAUCCCAUCUUCUGGAACGCUUCAAUGCCGCGCCCCCCCUCUCAGUACAAGACAUUAUCCAUACACCUGCUGAAACCACGCUCUUCCGGCAAUCACUCGAGCACACCAUCCUGCGCGUCAUUGUCUCUCAGUCCCCUCUAUUCGAACGUUUCCGAGAUGCUGUCCACUCAUGUCUGCCGGCCACAGAUAACAAGAUUCCAGUGCACAAGACCGAUGUGUAUCCGCUGCCGGCAAUGCACAUCGACGAGUCCAGCAUCACCGGCAACGCGGAGGUUAUCGACACUAUAUUUACGGAUCUAGGUUUCGACGUGAAUGCACUCGAGUUUGGGGAACUCGCCAAACUCACCUUUGGUGAUCAGCUUUCCAUCUCGCGCCUUAGGUCUAUUAAUGCCAAUCGCGCCGGACACGAUGCUCUCCAUCGAUCCUUCUCAUCUCUCGUAUUCGGCCCCGGUUUCUUCCAUCAUCAGAUGACACUCGUGCACGGUAUCAUGGAGACCCACUGGGGCGACCCUCAAGCAGGCUCUCAAAGCCCCGCCUCCCUUCAUGCCAUAAACACCUCCCUCGAUCGCAAGCCCAUUGUGAUGUCGUCACUCCCCCCUUAUCGUGUAUGCCGCGAUCUGAUCUUCACCACGCUAACUGGCUCCCUUCUCCACUGCCUGGAACUAGUUUCUCGCUGCGAAUCCCUCGAAGACUAUGCAGCAAACGUCGAGUUUGAAGAACUGCAAAACCAUGUUACUGAGAUAUACGACACUUACGUGCGUCCCACAGUUGCUUCAACGCUGCGACAAGCCAGGCACGAAGAGCUCGAAUGCGGUCAGGAAGGCGAGCACUUUGACACUCCACCUACCCCUCUCCACUCGUCCCAGGCAAAUAUCACAGCUGGCGACAUGGUCUUUGAGAACAUGUGUCUAUUCAUGCGCGACGCCCUCGUUCUCCGGGAGUUCAACGAUGCUAUCAAAGGGGGGUACUCCGGGCGAAUCAUCCGCACCCUCAAGAUUCUGGCGCUCAUGUAUCGUGGCAGUGGGCGAACUAAGUACGCUUACGAGAUGCUGCACAUUAUACAUAACCUGACACACCUGUGGCCCGCCCCUCUUCGAAAUAUCAUGAUCAAUAACUGGCUAGUCAAUCCAACAGGCAAGGACGACGCGUUUGUGCCCGUGGACUUACUGCAGGAACAUCUUAACUUUUGGAUUAAGGUAAUGUACAAAGCGCAGGGAAGCAACGCGUCAUGGGAAUGGUUGGAGAUGAUUUCUCCAUGCGUCGGCGUGCUUCGGAAGCUCGCGACGCAAAUCAAUGACUCCCUCGGCGCGCACCUGGGUAGCAAACAUCGGUCACCGGACCUUACGAAGGACUACGAGACAAUAUGCAACAGGCUUCGUGAAUACAACGUGCUUGUGCCAGAAGCGGGCCGCCUCAUCUAUUCAGACAACCCGUCCAAAGGUGAGGUGCUCAACAUAGUGAGCGCUGGACUCAAGCAGCUGCCAGGUCCCCUCAACGAUUACAAUCGCACGUUCGAGCAGCUGCAGCGUCAGCGCCGCAUCACGCCACUGGCCCUCGCUGCGAAACCUGUGAGC